AUGUCCAUCAAGGACCGCAACAUGAGACAUUUGAAAAUCGAAAUUAUCGUAACCCGUUACCACAACGAAGAAGUUAUUUGUCACAAGAGCAGCGUAAUCAAGCUUCUGUUGAAGGCUUUCAACAUCAUGAUUAUAGAUCACAGCAAUCUAGUGUCUAGUGUGCCAAAUAAUUUAGCACAUUAUGGUUAUACUACAGCACUGGAACCUCUAUCGCCAGUAACACACACUCCAUCGCCAGCAACAACUAAUGCCAGCAAUGAAUCGGAGUUAGAGUUAUUCUGCGAAUAA
Acanthoscelides obtectus is the source of this 288-nucleotide messenger RNA. The record is from the annotation of a GenBank genome assembly. NCBI's taxonomy places the organism in Eukaryota, Metazoa, Arthropoda, Insecta, Coleoptera, Chrysomelidae.